CGGUUUCCUUGUCCACUCACUAUUUAUAUACUUGACCGCUUGCAUUGGCAGUUCUACUUUCUUCAAGUUACCACGAGGUUUGAACGUAGCAAAACCACCUCGUGUUCUUUUGGCAGUAGUUUUAGACAACGCUCUGGUUAUCUCAGAAGUGGCCUUGCGACGGUCGUAGCCACAGGUAGGUAAUCCAGUUUGGUGUCCAUCACACAAUACAGACCUCAUUUCCAUUAUUACCACAAGAUCUCUCUGCCCGAGCACAUGUGAUAACGGGAGUUGUGUGGAAGUUAAAGAAAUGUUGUUUACGAGUGUUGUAAUUUUUGCUUUUUCAUUCUCCACGUCGGGGGCCAAGGAUAGUUAUAAGGCUGCGGUACUUGAACAUUAUCCUAUAAAAGACACAAAUUCUUAUGAAGAUUUAGUUAACACUGCAAAAUUGUACCUGAAUUACAUUGAAGACGCUGCCAGAGAGCAAGCUGAUAUUAUUGUUUUCCCGGAAGAUGGCCUCACAGCGUCAGUUAACAGUGAGGACAGCCUUUGGGCUAGCAGUACCAAAGUUCCAAAUCCAGAGCAAAAAAUUUCACCUUGUGACGACAGGACUGGAAUAUAUUCUGAGUUCUUGGUUGAGUUUUCCUGUGCUUCGAAAAUGCAUCGCAUCUACUCGGUGAUGAAUCUAGUUGAGGCCGUUGAGAAUCGUACAGGCGGUAGGCCAAUUUUAUAUAAUUCGAAUGUUGUCUUCGACCGUAACGGUACUGUGAUUGCGAGGCAUAGGAAGAUUAAUCUAUACGAAGAAUACUAUUACCAACCAGGUCUGAAUACGAUUACUACUUUCACUACCGACUUUGGUGUAACAUUUGGAACGUUUAUUUGUUUCGAUAUAUUUUUUCAAAGUCCAGCAGACGACCUAUUGAAAAAAGCUAACGUAACAGACAUUGCAUUUUCAACUUCUUGGUAUCAAGAACUUCCAUUUUUUAUAGGAAAUAGCGUGCAACACGCCUAUGCCGUUUUGAACGGUGUAAACUUUCUAGCAUCAGGUAUGAGCGACCUGGAUUUAGGAAUGGGAGGUAGUGGUAUUUAUUCGGCAAAUGGAGAUGUACUCGCUGCAUUCAUAUCUGGAAAAAAUGAUUCCAAGCUGUUAAUUGCCGAUGUGCCUAAAGUAAAAACCAGGAGAGACUCCUCAAAUCGCUGUCAUAAAGGUGGAGGAAAUCCGAAGUCUUCGUUCGCUCCUCACAUUAAUCUCCGCGAAACUUUACCUGCAAGAUUAAAAAACCACACGUUGCAAUCAAUAGACUUAAAUGAACCGUACAUUUACAGAACUGUGUGCGGGAGCACUAAAUUCUGCUGUACAUUUAAUGCAGGUAUCAGACGAACGUCAGAUGAGGUCCCAACUUAUUCGUAUAAAUUACUGGCCUAUGAUGGAGUUACACAAUUGGACGAGAAAUCCCUUGGAUUUAGACAGUGCGCUAUUAUCGCUUGCGCCAAUAGCAGCGUUGAAUCAUGUGGACAUCGAAAUGAAAAACCACCUACUGGAAUUUACUUUGAAGACUUGUCAAUUACGGGCUCUUUUGAAAAUAUUGAAUCACGGUACAUGCCGCUAACCGUAACUUAUGAUCUUCUACCAGCAAAUCAUUACGUAUUUUGCAAGAAAAAUGACAGCAGUAAAGUAGAUGUGAGCAUGUACACAACGAGAGCGAUGGACGAUCUUAUGACUUUUGGAAUACUUGGCAGAGCGUUUCAGAACGACAAUAAGCCACCCGGGAGAAUGACUUAUGCAAAUAGUUCAAAUAAGACCAAAGCCAAUACACUUCGAGUAGUUUUACUAUUAGCCAUGUUUUACGUAAAUCCAUUUUCAUUUUAAACUAAUUGCAUCUUUUGUGAAUAGCAGAUUGUUCAUUCACAGCGAAAAACCGUCGGGAUUUAGUUUAAUUGAAAAUAAUUUUAAAUAGUUAAUUCAUGCACCCUAUAAAGGGUGCUUCGAGUGGAGUGCUGCCCUGGGAUUGGAUAGUAAAAUUAUGACAAAAUGGGAAAGCAUGCCCAAAUCUUAGACAAAGCCGUCAGUCAUCUUAUAUAUUAUAUGUAUAUUGUCGGGAGAAAAUUAGAGAAACUCAUAUCUCCCAAAACGAAAAAUCGUAUGUUAUGAAUUGUAACUGAACAGAUCUUUGAAUAAAAUCGAAUUCAUUUAAAUAUG
Messenger RNA from Photinus pyralis (common eastern firefly), 2179 nucleotides. RefSeq names its product vanin-like protein 1. Lineage: Eukaryota; Metazoa; Arthropoda; Insecta; Coleoptera; Lampyridae. The record is from RefSeq and is a predicted model, not a curated record. The transcript has 8 exons. The coding region runs from base 290 to 1849 and encodes 519 amino acids.